This is a messenger RNA of Loxodonta africana (African savanna elephant), 4171 nucleotides long. RefSeq names its product oxysterol binding protein like 5 (gene OSBPL5). The coding region runs from base 18 to 2645 and encodes 875 amino acids. Gene Ontology annotation, molecular function: cholesterol binding. The record is from RefSeq and is a predicted model, not a curated record. The transcript is spliced from 21 exons. Lineage: Eukaryota; Metazoa; Chordata; Mammalia; Proboscidea; Elephantidae. Gene Ontology annotation, cellular component: cytosol; membrane; intracellular membrane-bounded organelle.
CCCCAGCUGCCCACGCCAUGAAAGAGGAGGCCUUUCUCCGGCGCCGCUUCUCAAUCUGCCCCCCGUGUUCUACCCCUCAGAAAGUCGACCCCCGCAAGCUCACCCGCAACCUGCUCUUCAGUGGAGAGAGUGAGCUCUGCCCGCUCGGCCCAGGGAAGGACAUGGAGCCCAAUGGUACAGUGGUGCCAAGAGAUGAAGGGCCUACGACUCCAGGCUCCGCCACGAAGGUGCCUCCGGCAGAGUACAGGCUAUGCAACGGGUCUGACAAGGAGUGUGUGUCCCCAACAGCCAAGGUCACCAAGAAGGAGACUCUCAAGGCACAGAAGGAGAACUACCGGCAGGAGAAGAAGCGUGCCACCAAGCAGCUGUUCAGCGCGCUGACUGACCCCAGCGUGGUCAUCAUGGCCGACAGCCUGAAGAUCCGCGGGACCCUGAAGAGCUGGACGAAGCUGUGGUGUGUACUGAAGCCCGGGGUGCUGCUCAUCUACAAGACGCCGUCAGUGGGCCAGUGGGUGGGCACCGUGCUGCUGCACUGCUGCCAGCUACUCGAGCGCCCCUCCAAGAAGGACGGCUUCUGCUUCAAGCUCUUCCACCCGCUGGACCAGUCCCUGUGGGCCGUGAAGGGCCCCAAAGGUGAGAGCGUGGGCUCCAUCACGCAGCCCCUCCCCAGCAGCUACCUGAUCUUCAGGGCUGCCUCCGAGUCAGACGGCCGCUGCUGGCUGGAUGCCCUGGAGCUGGCCGUGUGCUGCUCCAGCCUGCUGCGACUCAGCACCUGCAAGCAGGGCCGCAGUGGGGAGCCCGAGUCCUCGCCAGACAUGUCACCCUCCUCACUCUACGUCCACAGCGACCAGGACCUGUUCCCACUGAAUGGGUCAUCGCUGGUGAACCAUCUGGAGAACGACGCUUUUUCUGACAAGUCAGAGAAGGAGAACGCCGAGGAAUCAGACAACGAGACCCAGGACCACAGCCGGAAGACCACUGAGAGCGGCAGUGACCAGUCGGAGCCCCGGGGCAGCCCAGUGCGGAGGGGGACCACGUACGUGGAGCAGGCCCUUGAGGAGCUGGGGGAGCUGGGCGAGUCGGCUCAGGUGGAGACGGUGUCGGAGGAGAACAAGAGCCUGAUAUGGGUACUGCUGCGGCAGCUGCGGCCGGGCAUGGACCUGUCCCGUGUGGUGCUGCCCACCUUUGUGCUGGAGCCCCGCUCCUUCCUCAACAAGCUGUCCGACUACUACUACCACGCCGACCUGCUCUCCAGGGCCACGCUGGAGGAGGAUGCCUACAGCCGCAUGAAACACGUGCUGCGCUGGUACCUGUCGGGCUUUUACAAGAAGCCCAAGGGGAUCAAGAAGCCCUACAACCCCAUCCUCGGGGAAGUCUUCCGCUGCCGCUGGUUCCACCCACAGACGGACAGCCACACCUUCUACAUCGCAGAGCAGGUUUCCCACCACCCGCCCGUGUCCGCCUUCCACGUCAGCAACCGGAAGGACGGCUUCUGCAUCAGUGGCAGCAUCACCGCCAAGUCCAAGUUCUACGGGAACUCACUGUCGGCUCUGCUGGACGGCAAAGCCACGCUCACCUUCCUGAACCGAGCUGAAGAUUACACCAUCACCAUGCCCUAUGCCCACUGCAAAGGAAUCUUCUAUGGCACCAUGACCAUGGAACUGGGUGGCAAAGUGACCAUGAAGUGUGAGAAGAACAACCUCCAGGCCGAGCUGGAGUUCAAGCUCAAGCCUUUCUUCGGGGGCAGCACAAGCAUCAACCAAAUCUCGGGGAGGAUCACAGCAGGAGAGGAGGUGCUGGCCAGGCUCUCGGGGCACUGGGACCGAGAAGUCUUCAUCAAGGAGGAGGGGAGCGGGGGUGCCGAGCUCUUCUGGAACCCGUCUGCGGAGGUGCGCGCGCAGAGGCUAAAGCGGCACACGGUGCUGGUGGAGGAGCAGAGGGAGCUGGAGUCUGAGCGGCUCUGGCAGCAUGUCACCAGGGCCAUCUGCGAAGGUGACCAGCACAGGGCCACACAGGAGAAGUUCACCCUGGAGGAGGCGCAGCGGCGGAGGGCCCUUGAGCGCCAGCAGACCCUCACGCCCUGGACGCCGCGGCUGUUCCGCCUGGACCCCGCCACCCAGGAGUGGCACUACCAACAUGAGGACCUCAGCCCCUGGGACCCUGUGAAGGACAUCGUACAGUUCGAGCAAGACGGGAUCCUACAUACCCUGCAGAGGGCAACUGUGGCCCGCCAGACCCCCUUCCUGUGCAGCGCAGGCCCCAGGCACAAGGGCCCUGGCCCUGACCGUAGGCUCCGCAAGGCCAGCGACCAGCCAUCCGGCCACAGCCAGACCACCGAGAGCAGUGGCUCCACGCCUGAGUCCUGCCCUGAGCUCUCAGACGAGGACAGGGACUUCACUCCAGGCUGCGGGAGCCCGUGCCCACGGUGCAGGAAGGAGGCACGGCGGCUACAGACGCUGCACGAGGCAGUGCUGUCGGUCCACGAGGCCCAGCAGGAACUGCGCAGGCACCUCUCAGCCAUGUUGAGCUACACUGUACGGGCCGCACCCCUGCCACCCCCUGGCCUCCUGCAGAACCCCCGCUCCUGGGUGCUGCUCUGUGUGUUCCUGGCCUGUCAGCUGCUCAUCAACUCCGCCCUCAAAUAAGAGCCCCCAGGGGCAGCAACACCUGCAGACCCGGCACCCCAGCCCUCUCCCAGGCACCAGCACUUUAGCCAGCCCUGUGGAAGCCAAGGCCCUGAGCGCAAGCCUAUGGGCAGGACAGCCAGAGGGAUGGAGUCCCCACGAACACUGGGGCCCGGGUGCUGGGCUCCCCCUGGGGAGGGCCGCCUCUCCAGAAGCCUCCGCCACCCAGCCUUAAUACUCAAGCCAGAUCAGGUCUGAUUGUCCCACUCACACCCUGGGUCUGCCUGCCGUUUUCGGUCCAGCCCCCCUCACCAAGCAGGAUGAUGGACGCCUGGAAGGGGAGCCUAGUCAGGGUGGAUGGUCAUCCCCCGCUGUGGUGAGUGCUUGGAGGAGCAGCCCAGAGCAAGCCCGAACUGAGCCUGGAGUCCCCAGUGUUCACAGGGGCACCCACACCCCUCCCUCGUGAAAGGUGGCCCAUGGAGGAGGGGCUGACCUGGAGGCCUCCAGCGGCUCGCGGUCCCAGCUGGACCUGCUGGGAGGCCUUGUUGACUUGAUUCUGCCCCGUGAGUCGGGGUGGGCCCAGCGUGCACCAGCGGAGCCCUCCCCACGCCCCCAGCCUGAGACCACUCCCCUGGUGUGAGUGGGCGUGUGCCAAGGUGAGGGGGGCGCCACCCGGGAGUCACGGUGCUCACCUUGCAGCUCGGCUCAGGCGGGGUACAGUCUUCCUGUUUCACACUUUUGUAAUAAACGUCAUCGUAGCGUUGUGGGCCUCGCGCCUGGCCUCGUCCCUGCGUGUGCGUGGGUGUGUGUGUGCGUGCACGUGUGUGAGCGUCGACACGUAUAUACACAGGUGGAGCGUCAAUCUGCGUGGUGGCGAUGCCCUCGGAGCGACCUGACAGUCACUUCCCAACGUUCCGCCCGUGUUCUUGUCUUCCACCCAUGCGGGAACGUGUUUCUGCUCCAUACGUUGAAAUAAACGGACACACAAGUUGUGUGUUUUCUUCUGGGGGGCUUCUGGAAAAGGUGGGGUCUUCCGGGAGAGACUGAAAACCGCUAAGGGGUCUUUGGGGUUUCAGGUCCCAGGGCUGUGAGGAUGGAGAAGGGUCUGGGGAGGAGCCAAGGGCGGAACAUAGAGGGAAAGAUGGAGAGGGGAGGAGCCAAGGGCGGGGCCUGUGGGGAGAGGGGAGGAGCCGGGGCGGGGCCUCGAGAAGGGGAGGGGAGGAGCCAAGGGCAGGCCUGUGUGGAGAAGGGGUGGGAGGAACUGAGGAUGGGGCCUGUGAGAAGGGGAGGGGAGGAGCCAAGGGUGGGGGCUGUGAGGAGGAGAAGGGGAGGUGCUGAGUUUCUCGCAGAGCUGCGAAGGAGGGGCGUGGGCACCAGGCCCACCUUUUGAAUCACGUGCCAGAGGCUGGGGUCCCGUACCAGCACUUGAACCAGCUGAGGACACCGGAUAGGACCGGCACCAGGACACCCCGGGGAUCCCCAAGACGGCUGUGGGGCAGGGGACUGGCACACUCCAGGCCCACUUCGCUGGUCCCUGUCCAGGAAAG